This is a messenger RNA of Phytophthora nicotianae INRA-310, 1112 nucleotides long. RefSeq lists its product as hypothetical. The record is from RefSeq and is a predicted model, not a curated record. The transcript is spliced from 3 exons. Bases 80 to 922 code for a protein of 280 amino acids. Lineage: Eukaryota; Oomycota; Peronosporomycetes; Peronosporales; Peronosporaceae.
UUAUCCCUAGUUUUGGCGAAAAUAUCGCUAGAAAAAUUGACUUCACGUCAUGUGAGCUGAACAUUACAACAAAUCGACCAUGACCGUGGAGUUGAGUCAAGCAGCGCAGGUAGCCGGCGCAAUCCCCUCGGGUGGGUUAUGCCUGCUGGUGAUCGACCAGCAGGUUGAUUUCCACCCGGGUGGAUCACUCGCGAUUCCCACAGCGAAUGAGGAUGCGGCGCGUAUCGCGGCGUUCAUUCGCCAGCAUUCGGACAAGCUCAAGCAGCUCGUGCUAACACUAGACUCGCAUCAGCGCUACCACAUUGCGCAUGGGAUCUUCUGGGAGAAUGAAGAGGGCAAGUCGCCUGAUCCAUUCACGCUCAUCACGGCUGAAGACGUCGCUGCGGGCGUGUGGAGACCUCGCGAUCCCAGUUUGAAGGAGUAUGUGCUGGCCUACACGACGGCACUUGAGGCUAGCGGCAAGUUCACGUUGUGCAUCUGGCCUGAACACUGUCUCAUCGGCUCGCCUGGACAUAACAUUGUGCCGAACGUGCUUGCUGCGGCGAUGGAGUGGACGAAGGCGUCGCUCAAGCCUGUUCAAUACAUCAUGAAGGGAAGCAACUCGUUCACGGAGCACUACUCGGCGCUCAAGGCCGAGUUCGAGCUGUCUUACGAUCCCACAACAAGCUUGAACCAGGCGCUGGUAGACACUCUCAAGCUCGCCGACAAGGUGGUCGUGUGCGGCGAAGCCAUCUCACACUGCGUGAACUACACGGUGCGCGACUUGGCGGAUGCGUGGCCCGCGGAGCGGAUCCACGACUUGGUGAUCCUGACUGACUGCGCGUCUCCCGUGCCGGGCUUUGAAGAGGCUGGCGAGGAGUUUUUGCGCGACAUGGCUGCUAAGGGUCUUACACUCACCACCUCCGACAAGUUCACGGCGUAGGUGCCGAGUUGCUAGCUGUCGGCUCAAAGAUAGUAAAUUGCCUUGAACGCGUUGCAGCGGACCCUUGUGUAUCUAGUGUCGUUCAUUUCGACUUAUGGCAAGCAUAGUAUCCAUCAACAAAUGCUCAUUUGCUUCAAAGUAAAAUUUGCUUAUCUGCAUGGCACGUCCGUUUCAGCCGGCAACCUCCGAC